This is a messenger RNA of Podospora anserina S mat+, 489 nucleotides long. RefSeq lists its product as uncharacterized. Lineage: Eukaryota; Fungi; Ascomycota; Sordariomycetes; Sordariales; Podosporaceae. The coding region runs from base 1 to 489 and encodes 162 amino acids. The record is from RefSeq and is a predicted model, not a curated record. The transcript has 2 exons.
AUGAUACAUAGAAGUGAGGUUCAACUUGAAACACUGCUUGACACCAACGACCCCAACGACUACCCGAACCUCGCGGCCGAAUUCACCGCCAUCAGCCUCGGCCACAUGGACCGCAUCAAGAAGGAACUCGACAUGAAGAGGAAGCCUGGAACCAUACGCCGUCCACAGGGAGAAUAUUCUGGCAAGUACUGGAACGAGAUCAAGAACUUCUGCAUCAAGAUCAUUGAGACGGACGGCAAGUUAGAGAUGCGUUUCCAGGGGAGAGAGUCUGGGGCGUUUGAGCUUGCUCAUUAUGAGAAUGAUACGUUUACUUGGUGGAUGCCGUAUGAUGAGAUUGCUCGGCGGGGUCGGUAUAUUGGCGACUAUGCUGCUUUGUAUUACUUGAUCAAGUUCUCGAGCUCAGCGGGGGGUGGAAUUGACACACUGGGAUGGGCUUGGAACCUCAACUUGCCGGAUGAGAUUGCUACUUUUUCAGCGGAGGGGAAGUGA